CGAUAAUUCAUGAUUUUAUUUGCAUAUAUAAUUAUUAAUCAAAUGACAAUAUAUUGACUUUUUCGUUAAACUUAAAACUUUUAUCAUAUGCUUAUGAUGUUUCAAAGCAUCAUGUCCUUUGUUCAAGAUUUUCAUUUUAGUAAUUCGUUAAUUCGUGGAAUAACCAAAAAGAUCGCUGAUCGACAUGUUUUUUAUACAUCAAUAAAAAUAGAUAAUAUAAAUAUUUGGUGGGAAAUUUCACCCUGCUCAGGAUCUGCAAAGGAUCCAAAUAUGGUUUAGUAAGAAAAUAAUUAUCAG
Rhizophagus irregularis DAOM 181602=DAOM 197198 is the source of this 297-nucleotide messenger RNA. The record is from RefSeq and is a predicted model, not a curated record. Lineage: Eukaryota; Fungi; Glomeromycota; Glomeromycetes; Glomerales; Glomeraceae.